CCAAGCAUUUCGCUACCACCAUGUAUCCAGAUUGGCCCAAGCCUGAUACUGAUCUAGUACCACUACCUCGGUGGUAUGGCCCUAAGCUAGAGCCGUUCAAAUUUCAGGGAUCGCAGGAAAUUGAAUUUCUUGAACUUAUCGGUAGCGGCUUGCAUUCGAGUGUCUUCAAAGUCAGAAUUGAGGGAAAAAUAUACGCAUUAAAAAUGUUUAGAUUUGCGGAUACGUUUGACUGGAAACGUCGUCCCCCCGAAGAUUGUAACCAACAAGUAUGGAAUCAUUGGCAAUAUUGUUCGGAACCCUUCAAUUGCGAGUGCCGUGCCUACGGUCGGCUUCGGGAAGCUGGUUAUGAAGACCUAGUAACGAAGUGUUAUGGUUACGUGCUUCUUAACGAAGAACAGGAGCAUGCCGCAAAGAAGUUCUUUUGUGGCCUCGACGACCUUGCCGAUCUCGACGAUAUCAACAAUAGGUUGGAAAUUGAGUAUCCCGGUGAUGAUUGGGUUGAACCCCGCAAGCGUUUUUUGUUAAAGGAUGGCAGGGAGGCACCCGUGCGAUGUAUUAUCAAGGAGUUUGGCCAAGGUACAAAGUUGACCACACGCCUUGCAAGAAAGCUCCUCAAGGAUAUCAUCAAGUUGCAGCAACUCGGAAUUAUUGACUUGGACUUGGCAGACCGACAGAUUAUCAACGGCAAAAUUUCCGAUUUUAGCUGCGCAGUUACUUUACCACAUUUUCCCCUAAGUCUUGCCGAUUUGGGUCCUGGCCCGAGAGGGAAGGAUAACCUAGAGUUAGAAAUCUUCUGUACUUGCAUUUCGGACUACUGGGACUUCGACCAGAUGAUAUGCGAGUGGAAUUUGGAUAACAAGGACAAUAUAAAAGUCCGUGCGAUCCCUCGUGAGUCUCGGUAUGAUUUGAGAAGGCAACCGACUAGGCGUUUUUACACAUUAGUCGACCCAAGGAAAUGUGCGUCCUUUGAUAUAAAACCGGGAGGAUAUGUGCCCUUGGACCCAAGGAAACUAGGAAGAGGGGCCCCGAAGAAGCUCAGACCGACUAGGUGGUAUUAUGAUUGUGAUAGUGCGAAAGAAAAAUACAUCCGCAGAAGGAGGGGUCAUCGAGGACAGGUGUGUUAGUUUUUGGUCAUUUCUAACCUGUCAUAUACUGUCUACCUCAUAUAAUAAAUUAUGG
Messenger RNA from Hypoxylon trugodes, 1179 nucleotides. Its product is annotated as kinetochore Sim4 complex subunit FTA2-domain-containing protein. The transcript is spliced from 2 exons. Lineage: Eukaryota; Fungi; Ascomycota; Sordariomycetes; Xylariales; Hypoxylaceae. The record is from RefSeq and is a predicted model, not a curated record. The coding region runs from base 21 to 1124 and encodes 367 amino acids.